UGCGCGCUCCCGGGCCUCUCCCACCGCGCCUUCCUCGACCUCCCCGCGCCGCCUUCCCCCGCCGCGUGGUCCUCCCUCAUCUCCUCCUUCGCCCAGAACGGCCUCCCCACCGCCGCAUUCGACGUGUUCCGCCGCAUGCUCGCGGCGGGUGUCCCUGCCACCGACCGCUCCAUCCCCUCGGCCGCGAAGGCCGUCGCCGCUGCCGUGGCCUCGUCGCGCCCUCCGCUCGCCCCGCAUGCGCUCCACGGCCUCGCCGCCAAGACGCCCUUCGCUGGAGACGUGUUUGUUGGGUCUGCGGUUCUCGACAUGUAUGCCAAGUGCGGCCACCUUGCAGACGCCCGCCGACUGUUCGAUGAAAUGCCGGAGAGGAAUGUUGUCUCAUGGUCCGCACUCAUCUGCGGGUACAGUGAUGCUGGGAUGCAUCCUGCAGCACUGGGGAUCUUCCGCUUAGCACUUGAGGAGGCUGUGCCGGUGAAUGACUUCACAGUUUCGUGCAUCAUUCGUGUAUGUGCUGCCGCAACGCUCUUUGAACUCGGUGCCCAGGUGCAUGCCCGGGCUAUAAAGACAUCACUUGAUGUGUCUCCCUUUGUGGCUAGUUCACUUGUUUCUCUCUACUCAAAGUGUGGCCUUGUCAAGUGUGCUUACCGGGUGUUCAAUGAAGCGCCUGAGAGGAACCUUGGGAUUUGGAAUGCAGUGCUCAUUGCAUCUGCUCAGCAUGGGCAUACUACUGCAGCAUUCAAGCGGUUUAUGGAGAUGCAGAAUGCUGGAUUCCGGCCCAAUUUCAUUACCUUCCUGUGCUUGCUCACUGCUUGUAGCCACGCUGGGCUCGUUGAUGAGGGGAAGCGAUAUUUUGCCCUCAUGAAAGAGUACGGCAUUGAACCACAGGUUGAACAUUUUGCUUCAAUGGUUGACCUACUUGGACGUGUGGGACGUAUAAAAGAAGCACUUGACCUUAUUGAUUCCAUGCCCAUGGAUCCACCUGAUUCUGUCUGGGGUGCACUCCUCAUGGCAUGCCGUAUGUUUAAGGAUGCUGACACUGCAGAAAUUGCUGCGAAGAGGCUCUUUGAGACAGGCUCCCGCAGCUCUGGCGCGCACAUGCUCUUGUCAAGCACAUAUGCAGCUGCAGGAAGGCAUGUUGAUGCCGCACUUGCUAGAAAAGCAAUGCGUGAUGCUGGUAUAAGGAAAGAAACUGGACUUAGCUGGCUAGAGGCUGCAGGGGAGGUUCAUACCUUUGUGUCAAACUGCAGGAGACACCAAAGAAGUGAGGAAAUUUACGAGGUGCUAGAGAAAGUUGGCGAGAAGAUGGAGGCAGAUGGUUAUGUGGCAGACACUAGUGCAGUGGUUAAGGAUGUGGAUGGGGAUGAGAAGCGAGCAACAGUGAGAUAUCAUAGCGAAAGGCUGGCAAUAGGGUUAGGACUUCUGAUUGUUCCAGAAGGUGUGCCUAUCCGAGUCAUGAAGAACUUGCGUGUGUGUGAUGAUUGCCACAAUGCAAUUAAAUAUCUCACUAAGUCCUUAUUUGAUCCGUGCAAGCUUCUCUAUGCUUCCAAAUCCAGAAUGGAUGUUGCUCAAGUUGGGUGGUAUAUUGGUAGAAUGAGCUCAAUAAGAGGGAUUGGGAAAAUUGCCAAGAGAUGGAGAGAACUCAAUGGAGUGAAUUAUUGGAAGGGGCUACUUGAUCCCCUUGACCUCGAACUCCGGAGGAAUAUCAUCAACUAUGGUGAGCUCUCCCAGGCAGCCUAUACUGGGCUAAACACAGAGAGAAGAUCAAGGUAUGCUGGGUCUUGCCUCUUCAACCGCAAGGACUUCCUCAGCAGGGUGGAUGUAUCAAACCCAGAUUUUUAUGAGAUUACAAAGUUCAUAUAUGCAAUGUGUACAGUCAGCUUGCCUGAUGGAUUCAUGGUGAAGUCGCUGUCAAAGGCCGCAUGGAGCAGGCAGUCAAAUUGGAUGGGGUUUGUUGCAGUAGCUACAGAUGAGGGUAAGGAAGUGCUCGGGAGGCGGGAUGUGGUGGUGGCAUGGCGUGGGACAAUACGGAUGGUGGAGUGGAUGGAUGACCUUGACAUUUCCUUGGUGCCUGCUUCAGAAAUUGUUCUGCCAGGCAGUGGCGCUAACCCCUGCGUGCAUGGAGGGUGGCUUUCCGUCUACACAAGCGCUGAUCCAGGGUCACAAUACAACAAAGAGAGUGCAAGAUAUCAGGUGUUGAACGAGAUCCAAAGGCUACAGGAUUUAUACAAGAACGAGGAGACUAGCAUCACCAUAACAGGUCACAGCCUUGGCGCAGCACUUGCCACCAUCAACGCCAUUGACAUCGUCUCCAAUGGCUACAACAAGAGCUGCCCCGUGUCCGCCUUUGUCUUUGGAAGCCCUAGAGUCGGCAACCCUGAUUUUCAGAAAGCAUUUGACAGUGCAACAGAACUGAGAUUGCUCCGAGUCCGAAACUCUCCUGAUGUGGUCCCAAAAUGGCCAAAGCUAGGAUACAGUGAUGUCGGCACGGAGCUACUGAUCGACACAGGUGAAUCACCCUACCUGAAGGCUCCUGGAAACCCCUUAACAUGGCAUGACAUGGAGUGCUACAUGCACGGGGUUGCAGGGGCACAGGGGAGCAAUGGAGGGUUCAAGUUGGUGGUUGAUCGAGACAUUGCUUUAGUGAAUAAACACGAAGAUGCACUGAAGAAUGAAUAUUCAAUUCCAACCUCUUGGUGGGUGGUACAGAACAAAGGUAUGGUGAAAGGAAAGGAUGGUCAGUGGCAUCUGGCCGACCAUGAGGAUGAUGAUGACUGAUGUAACCUGGCAGAUCAUCUUGCCAGUUGGAUACGAGCUAAAUUGUGCAGUUUAGCUCAUCCAGUUCUGUCAUUAGGACAACAAAUUACAAUUAAGAGCUCAAAAGGUAAAAUUAAAACAGAGGGAACUACUACUUUGUGUGUUCGUAGCUAUUUGACAGUGAAGAAAUGCAUGUCAUUAUGUUUAAAAUUGUAUUUUGACAAACUGCUGUGUUCCAAAUUGUAAUAAAGUCUCAAAUCUGUUGAGCAGUGAAUCUUUGUCAAGAGAGACAAAGUUGAUCUA
Messenger RNA from Phragmites australis (common reed), 3057 nucleotides. RefSeq names its product putative pentatricopeptide repeat-containing protein At5g52630. Gene Ontology annotation, biological process: lipid metabolic process. Gene Ontology annotation, molecular function: glycerophospholipid phospholipase A1 activity; protein binding; zinc ion binding. The coding region runs from base 136 to 2775 and encodes 879 amino acids. The record is from RefSeq and is a predicted model, not a curated record. NCBI's taxonomy places the organism in Eukaryota, Viridiplantae, Streptophyta, Magnoliopsida, Poales, Poaceae. The transcript has 4 exons.